Messenger RNA from Salmo salar (Atlantic salmon), 5278 nucleotides. RefSeq names its product large neutral amino acids transporter small subunit 3. Gene Ontology annotation, biological process: transmembrane transport; neutral amino acid transport. Lineage: Eukaryota; Metazoa; Chordata; Actinopteri; Salmoniformes; Salmonidae. Gene Ontology annotation, molecular function: neutral L-amino acid transmembrane transporter activity; L-amino acid transmembrane transporter activity. The record is from RefSeq and is a predicted model, not a curated record.
AAAUGUAAUGAAGUUGUGACGAGGAACUAAGUGAAUGUAGUGAAGUUUCACAAGACCCACAGUGACUGACUGUGUAACGUGUUCGCAGCAGACAGUUUAUAUCCCGCUUUUUUUUUCACUAAAGAAGGGAAAUAAACCAUUUACCAUAGAUAUCAAUUCUUUCAGGGAUUAGCGUCUGAAAGCAGCUAUGGCUCCUUCUCUGGCCCAGGCCUAUCGUAGGCGCUGGUGGAUGGCGGUGACUGCGGUCAUAGAGAACCUGCUGUUCUCUGCUGUGCUGCUGGGCUGGGGAUCGCUACUCAUCAUGCUCAAGAACGAGGGCUUCUACUCACACCUCUGCAUAAACAAUGAGACAGUGUUCAGUAACAUCAGUUCGUGGGACAGUGGUAUCUGGCAUAGCUGCGUGGACCAGGAAGAGAUGUUGAAUCUGGGCUUUACCAUUGGCUCCUUCCUGCUGAGUGCAGCCACUCUGCCGCUAGGUAUCCUGAUGGACAAGUACGGGCCCCGCCCACUCCGCCUCCUCGGCAGUGCGUGUUUUGCUUUCUCUUGUGCCAUGAUAGCUGGAGCUGCCUAUAACCCUGAAGUACUCUCGGCCCUCAUUUUCAUCGCGGUCUCCUUCAACGGCUUUGGAGGAAUCUGCCUCACCUUCACCUCCCUCACGUUACCCAACAUGUUUGGGAACGUGCGCUCCACCAUCUUGUCUCUAAUGAUCGGCUCCUACGCCUCUUCAGCCGUCACGUUCCCUGGAGUCAAGUUGAUCUAUGAUCUAGGUGUGUCCUUCAGGGUGAUCAUGUGGGUGUGGUCGGGGCUAGCCGGUCUCGUCUUCCUCAACUGCUUCCUUAAUUGGCCGAUGGAGGCUUUCCCCGCACCUGAGGAGAUCAGCUACACCAAGGAGGUGAAGCUGAGUGGCAUGGUGAUGGAUGACAAGGUGACGGGGGACAGAUUCUACAGUCAUGUGACCACGGUGGGAGAGAAGAUGGGUCCGAAGCAGCAGGGGCCAGAUCCCUCGUCAGAGCAGCUCCCACCUGGAGAACAGACACAGGGUGGCCCUCCGUUCCGUAGUUCAGUCUGCUCGCCCAUCUUCCUGUGGAGUCUCAUCACCAUGGCGAUGACCCAGCUGCGCAUCAUCUUCUUUAUGGGUGCCAUGAACAGGAUGCUGGAGUUCCUGGUUACCCACGGAGACCCACACCCCUCUAAGGAUCUAUUGAUGGAGGCAGAGCAACAAGUGGGUUUCUACUCGUCAGUGUUUGGCUCCCUGCAGCUGCUCUGCCUCCUCACCUGUCCUCUGAUUGGCUACAUCAUGGACUGGAGGAUGAAGGAGUGCGACGUAGACCAGAGCCAACUUGAACCCCCGAAGAGAGACAGGAAGAUCCAGAAACUGACCAAUGCCAUCCGCGCUUUCAUCAUCACCAACGUUCUACUGGUCAUCUUCGGAGUCAUCCAGAUGCUAGACAACCUGCCUGUACAGAUAAUUUCCUUCAUCGUCCACACCAUGGUCAGAGGUUUCGUCCACUCCUGUGCUGGAGGACUCUAUGCUGCUGUAUAUCCGUCCAAUCACUUUGGGACAUUGACGGGGAUGCAGUCGAUGAUCAGCGCGUUGUUCGCUCUCCUCCAGCAGCCUCUCUUCGUCAUCAUGGUGGGACACCUGGGAGGAGACCCCUACUGGAUCAACCUGAGCCUGCUCAUUGCCUCAUUGGCUGGAUUCCUGUUGCCCGGAUACCUGAUCUAUCACCGUAGAAACCUGAUGCGAGAGAAGGUGGAGAAGCGUGAGAGGGAGGCCGCUAACCAAUCAGAAAGAGAGAGAGAAACCUUACGGCAAUCAGAAAAUGGCCAUACCAAAAACCAUACUAAUGGACAUCUCAGCAAUUAAGCCUAAGAAUCUCGACCGCACUAACAGUCAAAUAUCAUAGUCGUUAAUUGUAAAAUAUCAUUAUAGACCAUCGUCAUGAUGAUGACAUUGAUGGUUGUCAUUUUCAACAAGGACAGUGAUGACGAUGUUGUGCAUUGGAGUUUGGACUUGGGUCCAUGUCGCCCUUAAGCCCUUUUCAAUUUGACAUCAAAAUAUACACUCAAUAUACUCAUUAGUGUUUUAAGUAGGACAUGCCAAAGAAAUCCUAAAAUAUACAUUUAACUCUUAUUUAUUUUAAUUAAAAACAUGGAAAUCGAGGUUCGGCAAUUCAAUAACUAAGCAAUAAUAUUUACAAUGACCAUAAAUUCCAUGAAGGUUAUUAGUACCAUUUCAGGUCACCCUUCAACCAACCGGAAGCACAGCUCUCAGUGUUCUGUAGUAGACAGAAACUGGAUCUCUUUCGCCAUCAGAUUGGCUGGUGUAACAUUGAACUACCUCCCCCACCACACUACAGUCACUUCUUUUAUUUAGGCCUAGCAGCCAGUCUGGUAGUAAUAUUUUAUCAGUGUUUGUUUGUCUUUCCCGGUUCCCUCCCUGUAUCUAUACUUAUCUUUAUUUUGUCUGUACAUCCAGCGGAGAAUACAGAUUAGGAGGAGACAAAGUGGGAAUGGUGGUGAAAGGGAACCUAAGUUUCCAAAUCCAUGUGCCUAGACCACCAGCCCAUGGGGCCUGCACAUCCCUAUUAUUUUGACUAUCAAUCUGCACCUGCAAUCUUUCCCCGUGUCCCCUUCUUUAUGUCCAUGUCAGACCUGUCAUUGUAAGUCCACCUGCAAUCUUUCCCCGUGCCCCCUUCUUUAUGUCCAUGUCAGACCUGUCAUUGUAAAUCCACCUGCAAUCAUUCUCCGUGCCCCAGUCUUUAUGUCCAUGUCCAAGUCCACUAAGUACUAUGCCCACUUGGUCAAGUCUACGGCUGUGUCUGAAGUGGCACCCUAUAUAGUGCACUACUUUUAACCAGGGCCCAUAGGGUAAAAGUUUGGACACACCCUGGGUCACUACCGCUAUGUCCCUGUGUUCAUCCCAGAGUUAGUAUUUGAAUAUCUCCGUGCAUCACAAUGUGUCCACCCGAAAUGUGGGAUUGAGUCCCAAAUGUAACCCUAUUUCCUAUAUAGUGCACUACUUUUGACCAGAACCAUAUGGGCCCUGUUCAAAGGCAGUAUACUACAUAGGAAAUCGGGUGCCAUGUGGGACUCAACCUAGGUUUUGAGAUGACAUCAUCAUCCAUUGUCAUUUCAGCCAAUCAUAGCUAGGUUCAGGACAGUGGUACGGUGUGUGAGGUGUUGUGCAGGCACAGCCUAGUUUGUAACAAUAUUGAUGGAAUUUUGUUUUUAGAGAAUCAUGUUAUUGGAUUUGUUGCAUUUCAUGAAAUUGGAACGUGAAAUGUCUGUGUAGUUAUAUAGAAAUGCCAAAUCGGUACCUAUUUCUGAAACCUUUAAGGUCAGCUAUUACACGUGAGCUUUUACGGAGAGCUGUAGAUUAGUUUUACAAAAAAGUAUUUAUUUGUUUAAACGUGGGAAAGAAAGAGCACUUGUCGAAAGCUGAUUCAAUCUGGAGAACCAACCAACCAACCAACCAACCAUCUUGAAAUUUUAUACAGUAUUUACAGUUAACAGUACCGUAUGAGAGAAAAAUCAUAUACAGAUGUGUUGCUCAAAUCAACUCCAAAAGCUGGUUGAAUCUGAUCAACCAACAGUCUUCAGUGUUUAAAAACAUUAUUUACAGUCAACAAUACUGUGAGGUCAAAUAAAACAGUAUUUACAGUUAACAGUACUGUAUGAGGUCAAAUAAAACAGUAUUUACAGUUAACAGUACUGUAUGAGGUCAAAUAAAACAGUAUUUACAGUUAACAGUACUGUAUAAGGUCAAAUAUAACAGUACUGUAUGAAGUAAGAUGGAUGCACCUGAACCCCAAUAUCACUGUCCCCAUGACAACGACAGUAGAACCACCCCAUUGGAGCAGGGCUUCAUUUAGCAGGUACAUUGUGGCUGCUAGGCUAUUUAUGUAGGGUACAGAACAUCCCAAAUGGCACCCUAUUCCUUAUAUAGUGCACUACUUUUGACCAGAGCCCUAUGGGGGCUAUGGUCAAAAGUAAUGCACUAUAUAGGGUAUGGGGUGCCAUUUGUGAUGGAGACAUAGUGUGUAUGAUGUAGUAGCGCUUGAAUCUAAAAGAUAAUACUGUAAUGUAAUAAUGAGUUGAAUUAUUCAUAAAUGAAAUGUGUGUGCUUUAUUGUAAGUGCCUGGGAAUCAAGUCUUUUUUUGUGCUAGCCUGGUCCCAGAUCUGUUUGUUCUCUUGCCAACUCCAUUGCUCAUUGUCAAGCCAAACAUGGGAUGACAAUAAGUGAAAAGAAGUUGACAUGAUAGCACGAACAGACUGGCACUCGGACUACUUUUGUGCCCAUUCCCACAAAGAACAAUGUAGCGGUAUGUGUAGUACCUAUAGUGCCUGAAAUGCACUAUGAGAAUGUAAAGCCAUAGUUUUGCUGCAUAUGCUUGUUGGAUGUUUUCUCAUCUUUUUAAGACUUGAGAGUUGCUUUGCUAUUUAUUUGAUUUGCGCAUCCGAAAAAGAACUGUUGGUUCAUCCACAUCACAGUUGCUCUCCAACUAUGCCUCUCAGAGUAGGAGUGGUGAUCUAGGAUCAGUUUUGCCGUUUAGAUCAUAAUGAAUUAGAUAACAUGGACAGGGGGGGACCUGAUCCUAGAUCAGUACUGCUACUCUGAGAUGCUUUAAGAAUACAGCAACUUUCACAUAUUUCCACCGCUGUGUGUGAGAACAUCCAUUAUUAUCACUGAUCUUAUAACAUUUGUAAUAAUAAGAUCAUAUUAUGCGGGCAAUGUGGUGAAGAGAAUGUAAGAGGAUCCAAAACAAUGUAUUAUAAAUAGGCUAUGAAUAGAAAAUGUAAUAUUUAAAGACAUGCUCCGGAACUUUGACGACAAAGAAGUAUUUUUUUCAACCUCCCGCUUUGGGUUGGAUGUGUCAAUGUGUAGUUCAUACAUGCAUAAUUACUGUCUUACCUCAAUUAGCGCCUAAAUCCAAAGUUUGAAAACGACUGUUUUCUGGAAGCUGUGUGGCGCCAUUUUCCAUACUUUUUCACCCACGUGGGAAAGCCCCCUAGCAAUUCGAGGUUCAGCCAAUGAGCUUUUAGCCCCUCGCCAUUUGAGUGACAGUUAGCGAGAGAGCGAGCAAUGACGUGGUGCACAUAUCUGCACAUAUGUGACGUAGUACGCAAUUUCUGGGGACCACUUUUGGCUCGUGAGCAUUACUUUCAGAACUACUGGCUAAAAAGUAUACACAAGUACCGGAGAAUCUCUUUAAGUGAUUUCACUGAUGUUUUUGGGGUGCUUCUCUUUGUGAAGUAAUAAAUGAACAGAUUUCAA